Molecule: messenger RNA, 1660 nt
Organism: Neltuma alba
Lineage: Eukaryota; Viridiplantae; Streptophyta; Magnoliopsida; Fabales; Fabaceae
Product: trihelix transcription factor GT-1-like
Exons: 5
Coding region: 236-1384 (382 amino acids)
Source: RefSeq, a predicted model, not a curated record
GACUGCUUUGUUUUUGAAAGUUGAAACCGACACGCAAAUGAAAUCAGCUGAAAAAUGUUGGACUGGAAGCGGAAGACAUGGAGAGACAAGUCCAUUUGAUUCCAUAUGCGAAAGCUUCAACCUCACAAUCACUAGAUUGCGCUAUUGCGUUCUCCGCAACUCCUGUUUUUAAUCUAGUGGUUUUCGAACUCUCACUCCUUGUUCUCGUCUUCCUCUGAAUUUCAUUUCCGUCUGAAUGUAUUUAUCGGAGAAACCCCGACCCAUCGAUUUCUACAAAGAAGAAGCAACCCCAGAUAUGAUGAUCGAGGUUGCGUCCAGUGCGGAGCUCCCUCCUCCUCCGCCGCCACUUCAACAACCUCAGCAACAUCAAAUGAUCCUCGGCGACAGUAGUGGCGAGGACCACGAGGUUGAAAUUAAGGCGCCAAAGAAGCGCGCUGAGACUUGGGUGCAAGACGAAACGAGAAACCUCAUUGCUUUUCGCCGCGAGAUGGAUGGGCUGUUUAAUACCUCCAAAUCUAAUAAGCACUUGUGGGAACAGAUAUCGGGGAAGAUGAGAGAUAAGGGAUUUGAUCGAUCACCGACUAUGUGUACGGAUAAGUGGAGAAAUCUGCUAAAGGAGUUUAAGAAGGCGAAGCAUCAAGAUAGGGGAGCUGGUUCCGCUAAGAUGUCGUAUUACAAAGACAUUGAAGAGAUUUUGAAAGAGAGGAGCAAGAGUGUGUGCUACAAGAACCCUACUCCUUCAAAGGUUGAAUCCUAUAUGCAAUUCUCUGAUAAAGGUAUGGAGGAUACCAACAUUUCUUUCGGGCCUGUUGAAGUUUCAGCCACUGGCAGAUCAACACUCAAUCUUGAGAAUCGUUUGGAUCAUGAUGAACAUCCUCUUGCAAUUACUGCAGCUGAUACUGUUGGCACAAGUGGGGUUCCUCCUUGGAGUUGGCGAGAAACUCCUAUAAGCACAGAUGGGGAAGGUCAAUCAUGUUGUGGGAGGGUCAUAACAGUUAAAUGGGGCGAUUACACAAGAAGAAUAGGCAUUGAUGGUACUUCAGAAGCCAUCAAAGAGGCAAUAAGAGCUGCUUUUAGGUUGAGAAGCAAACGUUUGUUUUGGUUGGAGGAUGAAUACCAGAUAAUAAGGAGUCUUGACCGAGAUAUGCCUUUAGGAAAUUAUACUCUUCACCUUGAUGAAGGAAUGGCCAUUAAAGUAUGCCUCUAUGAUGAGUCUGAUCAAAUUCAUGUUCAUACUGAAGAGAAGAUCUUUUACACCGAAGAAGAUCACCGUGACUUUCUGGCUCGGCGAGGCUGGACAUCUCUAAGGGAACUUGAUGGAUAUAGAAACAUUGAUAACUUCGAUGAUCUUCAACCUGGUGCCAUGUAUCGUGGUGUGAGUUGAGGACUGGUGCAUGAUAUAAUCAAUCUUCAGCUAAAAUGCCUAGAGAACUUUGUAGGGGGACUGUAUAUAUAUCUCUUUGACAUUCAUGCAGCACAAUCCUGGGGUUAUAUUUGGCUGUAUAUUUUUAGGAAUAUAGAUGUGCAUAAUUUAUGUUCUCUAGCUUCAACAUGUAAAUGAGCAUUGCCGGUGCUGUUAUCUUUUUUGUUAGAAAAGUUAUCAUUGCUAGAAAAAUAUCCAAGUGUUCAAUUAAAAUUAAAAAGAAUCUCAAGUUUAAAA